AUGGCUCUCUCCAGGAUCUGUCGAGAGUCUUUGCUGGUGAUUUUACUGCAAAUCGUGCUAAUUUGCUCGGCUCAGAGGGGCCCGGUCGGUCCCAGAGGCUCCCAGGGGCCGCUGGGAGUAGCAGGCUUUCCCGGUGUGGACGGAAUUGAUGGCGACAGAGGAGAAGACUCCACAGUGAACGGCGGACCAGGGGCUGACGGGGAUAACGGCAAAGACGGAGCUGCAGGAGCUGCAGGCCUUCCAGGCGCAGACGGACCCGUUGGACCUCCUGGAGAUCCAGGCACAGCGGGACUGAACGGACCCAAAGGAGAUGCCGGGACCCGUGGGCUCGCUGGAGAACCCGGCGUCGGACCCGAUGGGCUGGAUGGUAUUCCGGGUACAGACGGGCUGCCGGGCGAACUGGGAAAAGUUGGACCAUCUGGAGUGAGAGGCAAGAGAGGUCAAGUGGGUCUCCCUGGUGCUGCUGGGCCUCGGGGUCUUCCAGGCGUGUAUCAAGGCGAGGACCUGUGUCCCAACGCCUGCCCCUCUGGUCUCAAUGGACAUUCUGGUCUCCCCGGCAUGAAAGGCCACAAAGGAGGUAAAGGUGAAUCUGGUGAGCCCGGAAGACAAGGACACAAGGGAGAGGAGGGCGAACAAGGACUGACCGGUGAAGUUGGAGCUCAAGGACUACCAGGUCCAGGUGGAUCAAGAGGCCUCGCAGGAAUAUUUGGCUCCAAAGGUGACCGGGGAGCUCGUGGAAAAUCCGGAGAUGGAGGUCCUCAGGGGAUCCAGGGCGGCCCAGGCGAUUUGGGUCAAAGAGGAGCCAUAGGUGAGCUCGGGCCAGUGGGAGUGCAGGGUGAUCGAGGUCCAUCUGGAAUCAGAGGAGUGCCAGGGCCAGAAGGAGAUCCAGGCCUCGCCGGUCCAGACGCCCGUGAGGGAAUACCCGGUCUACCAGGAUCCAAGGGUAUUACAGCGAAAAAUGGGGCUCCAGGUGAUGCCGGCCCACAAGGACUUCCUGGUUUGCCAGGCACUUAUGGCCAAAAAGGAGUCAGUGGUGCAGUGGGGAGCUCAGGUGAUCCAGGUGUUGUAGGACUGAUGGGCUCUCCAGGGAAACAAGGCGAGCGUGGCGAGCAGGGAGAGGUGGGAGCGAUGGGACCCAGAGGAGGACCGGGUGGACGAGGAGAGCGAGGACCUGACGGGCCUCUAGGAUCACCAGGAGCCAGGGGAGGCAAAGGGGACCCAGGCCUUCCCGGACUGCCUGGCCCUGCUGGCUAUCGUGGGCAGAACGGCGACAGGGGUGGAGUCGGUCUUGAUGGUCCACAGGGAGACCAGGGAGGUGCAGGUGACGAAGGAACAGCAGGAGGUGUCGGGGAGCUGGGGGAUCAAGGAGAACUGGGAGAGAAAGGAUCGACUGGCCCACCUGGAGAGACAGGAAAUAAAGGACCUGAGGGCGGCCGAGGACAAGAGGGCAAAGAGGGCAAGCCGGGCCAACAGGGACCGCGGGGCAUGCAGGGCGACAUGGGGGUACCGGGCCUGCCGGGGUCGCAGGGACCAGCGGGAAAAUUGCUCACAGAUACUCACAUCAAACAAGUCUGCAUGAGGGUAAUGCAAGAGCAGCUGGCCCAGCUAGCAGCGAGCCUGAGCCGGCCGGAGUCGGGCAUCUCUGGGAUCCCCGGACCCCCCGGCCCGCCUGGACCUCAAGGCUCCUCCGGAGAGAACGGUUUCCCCGGACACACCGGAUCACGAGGACUGCCCGGUCUGAAGGGUCCAGCUGGGCUGUUGGGUCGCAAAGGACACAAAGGUGACCAGGGGGACAGAGGGGACAAAGGACCCACAACGAGAGGAUCCAAAGGAGCGCCAGGUGCCCCCGGUCUACCAGGUGAACCCGGUCGACCGGCUUACGGCAAAGAGGGUCGUGAAGGUCAGCGGGGACCCCGUGGUGUUUCCGGUGCAUCCGGAGUUCCCGGGCCUCCCGGUCCCGCCGGCAUGAACGGUUACUGUGAGUCGUCACAGUGCGUCCUGCCCAUGAUGGCGUCACCGGUUUCUGCAAAGGACUCCGGCAUGAAGGGCCCCAGUGACAUGUGAAGAGGAGCAGAGAACUGAAAGACAGGAGCAGUCGGCCCUCCAUGGGAGUCCAUGUUUGUCUGUUUUUAUUUGGAAAGUAAUUUUGUUCCCUUGAAGCCAUCUUUGUGGUUAUAAACUGACAUGGAGGUGGACACUGAACAGCAAACAUCCGCUUUUGAAACUGCUUUACAUAAAAAGUUUCACUUUACCUCACUUUGCCAUCUCUGUACUGUACAAUUAGAGAAAAGAAGAACUUCCUGUUUGUACAAACCUACCAACACAUUUCCAAACAAGACGAGUCUGAAAGUUCUUCUGUAUGUUUCUGUAAAUGUGUCAAUACGCAGAUUACACAGCUGGAUGACGUACAUUUUGUUUGUGAGCAUCUUUGUUGUUGAUCCACUUUAACCCCCGCUGUGCCUUCCCCUCUAACUUUAGGAUAUGUGUGAUGAUUUCUGUCAUGACGUUGUUUUUGCUGGCGAUGUGUGGAAACCUCUCCGGCAGGUUUAUAUGACUUCUUAUUUAUUAUAUCAAGGUUCAAGGUGACAUCUUCGAGUUGUACAAAGGAGGAAAUAAACACAUUUUGAUAACCUCGUGCAUGUUUUGUAUGGACGAGUCCGGACAGAAACAACCAGGACUGCGCUCAAAAGACU
This is a messenger RNA of Cottoperca gobio, 2693 nucleotides long. It is a transcript of the gene col9a1a, whose product is annotated as collagen, type IX, alpha 1a. The transcript has 32 exons. The record is from RefSeq and is a predicted model, not a curated record. Gene Ontology annotation, cellular component: extracellular matrix. Bases 1 to 2064 code for a protein of 687 amino acids. NCBI's taxonomy places the organism in Eukaryota, Metazoa, Chordata, Actinopteri, Perciformes, Bovichtidae.